AUGCAAGGAAGGUUCUCCGGUUGGAUUUUGAUCGGAAGAAUAUCUCCAAUUUCCCCAUUCCUAUACACCCUUGAUUCUGCAGCAAAACUGAACAUCGCCAUCACUCUUCUCCGAUCCGAUCCGAUCCAUUUCCAUACUCAUUCUAUAUCUCCCUCUCUCUCGCUUUCAAUUCGACCAAGCAUGGACCCUAAUCAACUUUUCUCCGCGCAUUUCCUCGAUGGUACUAUUGCCUCUCGCGUUGAGGGCCAAAACAGACCUCUCCCAUCUGUUAUUGUGAUUGGUGCUGGAAUAUCUGGAAUUGCUGCAGCACGAUGUCUCUACGAUGCAUCUUUUAAGGUGACUGUACUGGAGUCACGAGAUAGGCUUGGUGGUCGCAUUCAUACCGACUUCUCAUUUGGUUGUCCAGUUGACAUGGGAGCCUCUUGGCUACAUGGAGUUUGUAAUGAAAAUCCAUUGGCUCCAUUGAUACGUGGCCUGGGGCUUUCUUUAUAUCGUACCAGUGGGGACAACUCUGUCCUAUAUGACCAUGAUUUAGAAAGUUAUAUGCUUUUUAACAAAGACGGUAAACAAGUUCCACAGCAGAUGGUCAUUGAAGUUGGAGACACCUUUAAGAAAAUUCUGGAAGAGACAGGGAAAGUUAGGGAUGAGCAUUCAGAGGACAUUUCAGUUUCCCAAGCUAUUUCAGUUGUGCUAGAUAGGCAUCCAGAACUAAGGCAAAAAGGACUUGCCUAUGAAGUGCUACAAUGGUUUAUAUGCAGAAUGGAAGCUUGGUUUGCUGCUGAUGCAGAUAUGAUUUCUCUGAAAACCUGGGAUCAGGAACAUGUCCUUUCUGGUGGUCAUGGACUCAUGGUGCAAGGAUAUGAUCCUGUUAUAAAAACUCUUGCAAAAGAUAUCGACAUACGUUUGAAUCACAGAGUGAAAAAGAUAUCCAGUGGUUACAACAAGGUAAUGGUUACGGUUGAGGAUGGCAGGAACUUUGUUGCUGAUGCUGCUAUCAUAACUGUUCCUAUUGGAAUCCUAAAAGCCAAUUUAAUUGAAUUUGAACCAAAACUUCCUGAUUGGAAGGUUUCAGCAAUUUCCGAUCUUGGUGUGGGCAAUGAAAAUAAGAUUGCCCUAAGAUUUGACAAAGUAUUUUGGCCUAAUGUAGAACUCUUGGGCACUGUUGCUCCAAACUCUUAUGCCUGCGGCUAUUUUCUCAAUCUUCACAAAGCAACAGGCCAUCCUGUUCUUGUCUAUAUGGUAGCUGGAAGGUUUGCUUAUGACAUUGAGAAGCUAUCUGAUGAGGCAGCUGCAAAAUUUGUAAUGCAACAGCUCAAGAAGAUGUUUCCAAAUGCUUCUGAGCCAGUUCAGUAUCUUGUGUCUCGAUGGGGAACAGAUCCAAACUCUCUUGGAUGUUACUCAUAUGAUUUAGUUGGAAAACCACAUGAUGUGUAUGACAAGCUUCGUGCACCCUUGGGCAAUCUAUUCUUUGGGGGGGAAGCUGUAAGCUUGGACAACCAGGGAUCUGUGCAUGGAGCUUACUCCGCUGGGAUUAUGGCUGCAGAAAAUUGUGAGGCAUAUCUUUUAGAGAAACAAGGCCCCGUGAAGCUUCGUCUAGCUUCUGUUAGACAUGAAAUGCUUCAAGCUCUUAUACCUCUUCAGAUCUCAAGGAUGUGA
Molecule: messenger RNA, 1656 nt
Organism: Sphenostylis stenocarpa
Lineage: Eukaryota; Viridiplantae; Streptophyta; Magnoliopsida; Fabales; Fabaceae
Source: the annotation of a GenBank genome assembly